CCCACAUAAAUCUAUACCAACAAACACUUUGGUAUUAUCAACCCCCAAAUUAAGUUACAUUUCUUUCUCUCUUCCUCAUCAUCAAUAUGAUCAAGUCCUUAUUAUCCUCACUUGGGCUUUUAACAAUCUUUCUCACAUUUUCCUUGCUCUUUUCCAUCACUUUCUCACUCCCAACUCACAACAUUCCUUCAAGCCAUCAACUAACCACCACUUCAUACACCUCUACUACUAUUGACCAAUUUUUGACUCCACAAAACAUUUUAAGAUCAAAGAUAGGACUCCCUCCACUAAGAUGGAGCAAAAGGCUUGCCAAUUAUCCCUAUUGGUGGGCCAACCAGCGACGUGGCGACUGCACAUUGGUCCACUCGGGGGGCGAUUAUGGUGAGAACUUGUUCUGGGGAAGUGGGAAAGAUUGGAGUCCAGGUGAAGCAGUGGCAGCUUGGGGUGAUGAAAGAAGGUAUUAUGAUCAUUACUCUAAUUCUUGUGUUGAAAACCAAGAGUGCCUGCAUUAUACCCAGAUAGUUUGGAGGCAUACUAUGAAGGUUGGUUGUGCUAAAGUCACUUGUUGGAAUGGAGACAUUUUCAUCUCUUGUAAUUAUGACCCACAUGGUAAUGUCAUUGGCCAAAGACCUUUUUAAAAUACGUAUGUAAGUAUCAUAAAGUGAUACAAUUCAUGUUUUGGUGGUAGUGUGAUUAGGUGUUGGUGAUACUAUGCCCUUUUAAACAAAUUACUAUUAUGGUAAGGAUAAAUUAUAUAAUACUGAAUAAAGAUCAUGAAUUGAGUUACUUCUAACA
This is a messenger RNA of Humulus lupulus (European hop), 795 nucleotides long. Its product is annotated as pathogenesis-related protein PR-1-like. The transcript has a single exon. Lineage: Eukaryota; Viridiplantae; Streptophyta; Magnoliopsida; Rosales; Cannabaceae. The record is from RefSeq and is a predicted model, not a curated record. Gene Ontology annotation, cellular component: extracellular region. Bases 87 to 638 code for a protein of 183 amino acids.